UGAAAACAACGAGUGUACCGGCGGUUUCGCUCAGUCGACGACCGUCAGCUGCUGCAGUCUGUAAAACAAAGCUGAGCUCGUCAUCCUCCUCGCCAAAGUGUACACACGCAGAGAGAGGGAGAGAGCGCACGACCGCAGCCGGCUUGUCGAGAAACAGCUCGGCAAGGAAAGUCUUCACCAGGAUGGAUCAACAACAGCAGCAAGAGGGUGGACGUUGCGGCAGUGCCGGCAGCGGUUCUAUCAGUAGUCCGCUGCCUCACAUAAUCGAGAGCAUGGACGACUUCGGUGGCGGAAAGCCCAAGGACAGACUCGUCAGCAUCCUCGACAGGAUCGAGAUGCACGUCGAGCAGCUUCGUAAGGACGCGAUAAGGAUCGAGGAGGAAAAGGACACACUGCUGACCACCCUCGAUACGCUUCGUAACAACGACGUCGUCGUCGAGCUCGAAGACACUGACCGGGAUGAUGUACUACGAUAUGCUGAGAGGCUCUCUAUGAGAUGUUUAACCAUUGAUGUUCUUGUUAAAGUUCAACGCGAUCAUACACAACAAGAUGCUUUGCAUCAGGUAAAUGGACUUAUAGAUAGCUUAGUUAUUGGUCUUCGCAAUGAUCCUAGUGGAACAAGGCAGCGCUGUGCAUCUUUUAUGAAUGCAUGUUCAUCGCAAGGCAUGGGACACUCUGACAAAACUUUUGAAACAGCUAUCUUAGGGUGCACCCUGGAUGAUCAGAAAAGAAUCAAGAAAAGACUGCAAGGCUUGUUAGACUAUAUUGACAAAGUUCAUACCAUUACGCUGGAGUAGAUUAUUAUUAGUUUGAGAACAAGACUUAAACUUGUAUGCAUUUUGGAUAAACAUUCAUAAUUAUGUUCAAGCCGCUGCAUCAGUGCUAUAAAAUUGCUAGACCAGGAUGUGAUAUUGAUAAAGCUUGAACAAAACGUCUUAAAACGAUGUCAAAGUGUUUACAAAGUAUUUUUAUUUUAACAGCACUUGUAUUUAAUUCUAUAAUAUUUGUAUAUUAGUUGACAUUGAUUUGUAUGCUAAUUCAUUAAGUAUACAGCAAAUUUAAAGUCUUGGCUUCAACUUACACUUACAUCUAAUACUUAAAAUGAUUACUGUAUGAGUGCUGCUAAAAAAAAGAUGAAGAAAAGAAACGAGUAGCAAAAAAUGAUGCGACUAUAACGCCCUGAUUAAGUGCAUUCCUCACAAGUAUGUUGCUGACAAACUUCUGAUGUUAUUUUUUUUAUGAGAAAACGUUACAUGACUAAUCAAAAUACUUCCAAAUACAGGAUUUUUUAUUUGUACAACAUACAUUAUAAUCUAUUAGCUUGGCUUCAUACAAAGAAUGUGUCAAAUAAAUUUUCUAAAAUAAAUUAAUAACAUUCACCAAAUACUUGUAUUUAAAGGUACAUCAUUAUUUGUUGAUUUGAAGUUAAACAAAAAACUAGAUUAAUAAUAUCAACGUUAUCAUCUUUGUCCAAAGAUGAAAAUUAUAUAUGAUUGAUAGAAUAAUUAGAUUUUGAAAAACUGUAAUCUUAUAAGCUAAUAUUUUGAUAUACUUGAACUUUUUCUUGUCAAAAAAAUAUGCUUUCAUUUUGAGAGUGGUUUUAAAAAUUUAAUACAAUCAACAAAUUUUCAAUAAUUUUGUAUUUAGUACAAAUAUCGAGGUACGGAUAAUAUAAUGUUGAUGAGCGCGCCUUUCUAAGGCUGCAGGUCAGUCUGACAACGUAAUACAAAAUCAUAAUGCCAAUGUAAAGGAUUUAUUAGCUUGAAAAUAUUGUAAUUAAUAUGAAAUUUCAUAUAACUUGCCCUAAAACUCGACCACUCUAAUGCUGCUUAUAUAACCUUGAAUCUAUAUAUACAAUACCCAGUAAACAUUUAUGACUAUAGCUACCUGUACGUACCUAUCAACGAACAAUUUUUUUCAUGAAUUUUGUAUCAUGUAAGAAAAGUAAAUAGUAAUAGUUUUAAACAACGGUAUUUGCAACUUUACUUCAAAAUUAGUACAUGCAAAAAAUACUUUAAAUAAUAAAUGCUAAAUUUGCACCUUAGCCGAUUACUAUACAAAAAGGUAUGAAUUUCACGAAAACAUUCCUAUCAGACUAAAAAUUAUAAUACUCUAAUUUUUGAACAACCAAAUUCUGAAUAAAAUGUAAAUACUUGCGUCACAUUUGCCUAUAAUUUCUAAACAUCACGUAAUAAUGCUAAAAAUCAACCUUUUUUGACAAAAAACCCUUUAAAAAAGCCAUGUCAUUAACAAUAAGGAAAAGACAGUUAUCAUUUCAAAUAAUGCGUCAACUAGAUGUAUGUUUCAAAUUAUGUGCCAUUAUUUAUUAUAACCGUUUGAAAAAUAGCCUACAUUUUCUGAACUGGUUAUAUCAGCAAUUUUAUUGGCUCAAAUAUUAGUUGGAUCGAAAUUAAAAGAUGUAAGUACAGAUAAAUAAAUGAAUAAAAUGUCAAAUAAAUUAAUUAAUGUA
This is a messenger RNA of Nasonia vitripennis (jewel wasp), 2470 nucleotides long. Its product is annotated as BAG family molecular chaperone regulator 2. Gene Ontology annotation, molecular function: protein-folding chaperone binding; adenyl-nucleotide exchange factor activity. Gene Ontology annotation, biological process: protein stabilization. The coding region runs from base 183 to 797 and encodes 204 amino acids. The record is from RefSeq and is a predicted model, not a curated record. The transcript has 4 exons. NCBI's taxonomy places the organism in Eukaryota, Metazoa, Arthropoda, Insecta, Hymenoptera, Pteromalidae.